Salvelinus sp. IW2-2015 is the source of this 1025-nucleotide messenger RNA. RefSeq names its product palmitoyltransferase ZDHHC17. NCBI's taxonomy places the organism in Eukaryota, Metazoa, Chordata, Actinopteri, Salmoniformes, Salmonidae. The record is from RefSeq and is a predicted model, not a curated record.
ACACCACAUUUUGGUUACUUUUAAUUUGUCCAUUAAUCCAGUUAUUAGUGCAGUUAUUUCAUUUCUAUAAACGUGUAGUAUAACCCUUUCAUAGGUUGUCUAUGUAAUCACUCAUACACUUGUCAAUCAGACUGCAGGAUCAGGUUUAAUCGUCAGUCUACUCUAUCACCCUGGGGUUCUUCCCUAACCUCUCUGCCCCUCUACCCAGACUGGAGGAUCAGGUUUAAUCGUCAGUCCUACUCUCAUCACCCUGGGGUUCUUCCCUAACCUCUCUGCCCCUCUACCCAACUGGAGGAUCAGGUUUAAUCGUCAGUCCUACUCUAUCACCCUGGGGUUCUUCCCUAACCUCUCUGCCCCUCUACCCAGACUGGAGGAUCCACUGCGCCACCAACUACACCAAGGAUGGUUUCUGGCUGUACCUGACGCAGAUCGCCUCCUGCUCUCCCUGGAUGUUCUGGAUGUUCCUCAACAGUGUGUUCCACUUCAUGUGGGUGGCUGUGCUGAUCAUGUGCCAGCUCUACCAGAUUGCUGGUCUGGGAAUCACCACAAACGAGAGGAUGAACGCCAGGAGAUACAAGCACUUUAAAGUAACGGCCACUUCCAUCGAGAGCCCCUUCAAUCAUGGUUGUGUACGGAACCUCAUAGACUUCUUUGAGAUUCGCUGCUGUGGCCUGAUCCGGCCCAAGGCGAUAGACUGGACCACACAGUACACAAUCGAGUACGACCAGACGUCCGGGUCGGGCUACCAGCUGGUGUAGACGAGAAGAGAGGAGAGGUGGCGCGACGGUGUCUAGAGGAGGGGGUUCCCCAGGGUUCAGUAUCGGAGCCAGGCUGUUCUCUGGAGCACUCCCCUCAGACCUCCUUCCUCACCCAUUCAGAGUGAGAAAACCAGCCAGGAACUAGCAUGCUGUUACGGGACACCACCAUAAGACCAACACCUACUACUAGUCUAUAUGAAACCACCUCCAUUACUGUACCCACCACCACCUCCGAGCCCCUCCUGGGGGGGCCUUCUCUUCUGCUGG